Molecule: messenger RNA, 513 nt
Organism: Nicotiana tabacum (common tobacco)
Lineage: Eukaryota; Viridiplantae; Streptophyta; Magnoliopsida; Solanales; Solanaceae
Source: RefSeq, a predicted model, not a curated record
AUGAACACAGGAAUUCUGCCCAGUGAAUUACCCUUCGCGGACGCUAAGGAGAAUCGCAAACGUGAAGCUUCAGAAGUAAAACCUUCGCGAACGCGAAGGAAUGAUAGCGAACGCGAAGCUUCAGGAUUCAAACCUUCCAAAUUAGAGAAGUUCUAUGAUAUCUUAAAGCAAUUAUCGGUGAACAUUCCGUUUGUGGAAGUGUUUCAAGAGAUACCUGGUUUUGAUAAAUACUUGAAGUAUUUGAUCACAAAAAAGCAGACCAUCAAGAAUGAAACGGUGAGUGUCACCUACCAGAUUAGCUCUAUCAUUUCAACAACCUCUGUCCAAAAGAAAGAGGAUCUGGGGGCUUUCACCAUUCCAUGCACUAUUAGAUUGCGUGACUUUGCACGAGAUUUUUAUGAUAAUGGGGAUAGCAUCAACUUAAUGCCUCUUGGUAUCCACAAGCAAGCGGUUUUAGGAAUGCCUAGGCCCACGAGUAUGAGAUUGCAAAUGGCUAACCAUUUGGUGAAGUGA